Molecule: messenger RNA, 6674 nt
Organism: Eriocheir sinensis (Chinese mitten crab)
Lineage: Eukaryota; Metazoa; Arthropoda; Malacostraca; Decapoda; Varunidae
Product: brain tumor protein-like
Exons: 5
Coding region: 366-3002 (878 amino acids)
Biological process (GO): negative regulation of translation; regulation of DNA-templated transcription
Molecular function (GO): DNA-binding transcription factor activity; protein binding; DNA binding
Source: RefSeq, a predicted model, not a curated record
UCGGGAUUUGGUAGGGGACAUGUAGCAUCUGCGUCUGAAAUUUGGCAGUGUGAUUCCUGACGUGAGGGUGAGUACACGUGCGCCGCCCUACCGUCCUCAGCUCCUGUGACCUGACCCGGCUGACCUCUCGAUGACCUGACCUUCCCGGGGUUGAGGCAGGGCUGGGAGGGGGUGAAUGAAGAGUUCGUGUGCUUUGUGGGUUUUGAAAAGCUUGGGUUAGAGGCUCGAAACGAAGGUACACAUAGACGCACACAGGAUAACGAAUGGUGUACAUGAGCGCUUGGUGUUGUGUGCGUUUCCCCGUGUGUACGUCACCUCUGUGGAUGCCAAGAUUACAGUCCGUGUGAGGGUGGUCGCUGGCGAGGAUGUCUGUGUGUUCUCCGACGCCUUCCCUUGAGAGCCUGUCCGGGACGCCCCUCGGCUCCCUAAUCGACUCGGAUCCUCCACGCUCGCUUGAGAACUCACCUCCGGCUUCCACCACAGGGUCGGUGGUGGGGCGCAGCUCCCCUGUGGCCACGGUGUGCGGGAUAUGCAACGACACCUUCGUGCUGCCCCGUGUGUUGUCCUGCCUGCACGUGUUCUGCCUGGGGUGCCUGGAGAAGGUGUGCGACGGUGGUGACCGCCUGGUGUGCCCGCAGUGCCAGGCCGUGACCUCCGCCCCGCCGCCGCUGCUGCUGCCGGACUACGCCCUGCACCGGCUGCUGGAGGCGCCCGUGGAUGAGCCGGCCUCCUGCACCGCCUGCAAGAGUCGGGACGUUGCGGCGGCCGUGGCGCGCUGCCUGGACUGUGCCAAGCUGCUGUGCCCCCACUGUGUCAUGGCCCACCAGUACAUGCACUGCUUCGAGGGCCACCGCGUGGUGACCCUGGCCGAGCUGGCCCAGCGCGACGAGCGGCCCGUGACCUGCAUCAGGCACAAGGGUGAGCCGCUCAAAUACUUCUGCGUGACCUGCAGCGCGCCCAUCUGCGUGGACUGCACCCUGCUGGACCACCCCAAGGGCCUACACGAGCACGAGGCGCUGCACGACGCGGCGCCGCGGCACCUGGACCAGAUCUGCCACGCCAUGGAGGGCGGCCGCUCCCGGGCCGCCGACCUGCGGUCCUGCGUGAAGGCGGUGGAGGGGUCCAGCGGGCGGCUGCAGCAGCAGUACGAGAAGGCCCAGGCGGAGAUCCAGGACACCUUCGCCUUCUACAGCACGGUGGUGGAGGAGCGCAAGAGUGAGCUGCUGCGUGAGCUGGACUCGCUGUACCACGCCAAGCAGGUCAGCCUCAGCGUGUUCGCCCAGAAGGCGCAGGAGUGCGUGGACAAGCUGCUCUCCACCUGCGACUUCGUGGACAAGAUGCGGCGCUACGCCAACACCACGGAGGUGCUCAUGUUCCGCAAGCUCAUCGAGGGCAAGCUGGCGGAGCAGAUGGGCAAGAACUUUGACCUGGGCAUGCAGAACGUCAGCGACCUGGAGUUUGUCUCCAACUACCCGGCCAUCCAGGUGGGCGUGCGGAACACCUUCGGGUACAUCCGCUCGUCCUCGGACAUCCAGGUGGGCCCCGCCAAGCUGCCGCCCAUCGCCCGGCCCUCCGCCGCGGCCGCUGCCGCCGCCUCCGUCAGCAGCAUGAACAGCAUCAACACCUGCCUCAACGGCCUCUCCGGCCUCACCACGCUGGCCAACGGCAACGCCGCCGUGGCCGGCACCAAUGGCGGCCUGGCCCCCGGCGGCCACCCAGCUGUCACCAAUGCACAGGUCACCAACGGCAUGGCGGGCGGCCUGGGUGGCGGCCUGGGCACGGGCCUGGCUGGCGGCCUCACCAACGGCCUGGCCAACGGGUUCUCCGGGCUGGGCGGCGGCGGCGUCAACGGCAACCUGAAUGGCGUGCUGGAGCGGCCGUACAACAACACCCAGCUCUCCGCGCUGCUGUCCAAGCGCUUCAGCAGCCACGCCCUCGGCCCCUUCUCCACCUCCCUCGGCGACCUCAACAUGAACGGCCUCACCUCCUACGAGAAAUGGAGCUGUGGUGGCGGCGAGGGCGGCGGCGUCUUCAGCGGCGGCGGGGAGGGCGGUGGUGGUGGCGGGGGCGGCGGUGGGGGGGUGGGCGGCGCGCCGGACCCCGUGCUGCAUGACCUGUCCCACAAGCUGCUGUCGUGCUCCAUCUUCCCGCCGCGCUCACAGAUCAAGCGUCAGAAGAUGAUCUACCACUGCAAGUUUGGAGAGUUUGGCGUGCUGGAGGGACAGUUCACCGAGCCCAGCGGCGUGGCCGUCAAUGCCCAGAACGACAUCAUCGUGGCCGACACCAACAACCACCGCAUCCAGAUCUUCGACAAGGAGGGACGCUUCAAGUUCCAGUUCGGGGAGUGCGGGAAACGCGACGGCCAGCUCCUGUACCCCAACCGCGUGGCCGUGGUGCGCACCAGCGGCGACAUCAUCGUGACGGAGCGCUCCCCCACGCACCAGAUACAGAUAUACAACCAGUACGGACAGUUCGUGCGCAAGUUUGGGGCCAACACGCUCUGCUACCCGCGGGGCGUCACCGUGGACCACAAGGGCCGCAUCAUCGUGGUGGAGUGCAAGGUGAUGCGCGUCAUAAUCUUUGACCAGUACGGCACCGUCCUGCACCAGUUCAACUGCCCCAACCACCUCGAGUUCCCCAACGGCGUGGUGGUCAACGACAAGCAGGAAAUAUUCAUCUCAGACAACCGAGCCCACUGUGUCAAGGUGUUCAACUACGAGGGUCAGUACCUUCGUCAGAUCGGCGGCGAGGGCGUGACCAACUACCCGAUCGGCGUGGGCAUCAACAGCCAGGGCGAGGUGCUGAUCGCCGACAACCACAACAACUUCAACCUGACGCUGUUCACCCAGGAGGGCCAGCUGGUGUCCGCCUACGAGUCCAAGGUGAAGCACGCGCAGUGUUUCGACGUGGCGCUGAUGGACGACGGCUCCGUGGUCCUGGCAAGCAAGGACUACCGUUUGUAUGUCUACCGAUAUCUCCAGGUCCCACCACCCCAUAUGUGAGCUGCCGCCCCGCCCCAGUUGACCCGAUGCCCCGCCCAGUACCCCCCCCUGCCCCCCCCAAGCUACCCUCGUUGUCGCCGUUUCUUCAUAUAGUCUAUUUUUACUACAUGGUUGCAGUUAUUUGUACGCCCUGCCCCGUGCCCCUGCCCCCUCCCCAUGCCACCCUCUCGGAGCGGCCCCGUUCGCCCCACUAGUCAGGUGCGCCCCGUUGCUCUCGGUCUGGGUCUCGGGCGCACCCCCCACAAUCCUCACACACACCAAGUCGAAGAAACUUUUAUUUAUUUUUUAGCGCCAUUUUUUUUUUGUUGCGAUGUUUCUCAUUUUUAUUUUUCUCUCAUCAUCCGCCGCCGCCGCUGCUGCGUUUGUUUUUUUCUCUUUCCCUUUUGUUUGUUUGUUUGUUUGCGCCCACUCUUGCUCUGCCCCCCCUGACCCCCCCUCCCCCAUCUCACCCCCCCUCCCUCCCCCACACACAGUCAUGUACAUAAGUUAUUUUGCCGAACGUUUUUUUUUUUUUUAAGUUUAUCGCAAAAUUCUCUAUUUGUUGCUCUACGAAUUGUUUUAAGUUGUGCCAUGAUGGGCGGUGGCGGCUGGCUGUCGGCGGCGGCUCACGGCGGCCGUCGACACCGCCGCCACCCGCCACUCACUCACUCACUCACUCACUCACUCACGCGCUCGAGAAAGGAUCAUUGUUUGGGUUUGUUCGUUCCGUUUAUAUUCUCCUAUUUAUGUCACGUAACUUAUUGAACCAAUGUUGAGAUUAGGGCGGCCGGGAGCGAGGGAGUGCGGGCGGCUGGCGUCGGCGCCCCGGCCAGCUCCCGCCCACUAUCGCCCACGAGCCUAACUCCAGCGCCCCGCCUCCCCGCCCGCCGCCGCCCCGUAGCGUAGUGUAAGGGCGCGAUCGGAUGUGUUGCGCGCUUAUUGUUUAUUGCAUUUGUUAGCCUAAGAAACCAGUGCAUGCGAGCUUGUGUCGGGCGGCUUGGCGGAGACCAGCCGCCCCCCCAAGAGGUUUUUAUUACAAUUAUUAUUACGAUUAUGACUACUAUUACUACUACUACUACUACUACUACUGCUACACUUAUAAGGAUAGUCCGAAGCUGGAGUUGUGGGAAUAAUUACUGUGUCGGAAUUUGCUACUACUACUACUACUAUUUCUACUACUAUUACUACUUCUACUACAAGAGACAGAGCAAAAAAAGAAAAGAAAGGAAGGGAUGUGUCGCUCUUUCUUCCGCUUUCUCUCUCUCUUCUCUCUCCUUCCCUGUUAGUGUGUGCGUGCGUGCGUGCGUGCCAGACACCUUAUGUAAAUGGUGGGUGGUGGCCUGUUUGUUCGUUUGUUUGUUUGUUCCGCUGAGAGGCCCAUCGCGCUUGACUGUUAGCUAGGUGGUUAUCAAAGGAAAGAAAAAAAAAAAAGAAAAAAUCGGAGGAGAAAUUUUACGGCCGAAAUCACUUGUUAAUGUUUUCUCACUAACCACCACCACCACCACCACCACCACUACCACUAUCCCUACUGCUACUACUACUAUUACUACUACUGGAUAUGAUGUUGUAGGUUUAUAUCAAAAUUAGACUCACUGUUUUUGUGUCUAUCUACAUACGAUGAGCUCGGAAAUCCAUGACUCUCGACCUGUGAAGUGCUUGUGUGUGUGUGGAGAUAGUUUGUGUCUGUGCCGGAAAGCAGAUGGACGGAUGCUCGGAUGGACCUCAGAGUGACGAAGAAAGGAAAGGAACGGAAAGGGAGUGGACGGAAGGAAAGGAAAGGAAAGGAAGUGUUUGAAGGACUAGGAAAAGGGAAUGGACAGAAGAAAAGAAAGGAAAGGAAAGGAAAGGAAAGGAAGUGUUUGAAGGACUAGGAAGAAAGGAAAGGAAAGGAAAGGAAGUGUUUGAAGGACUAGAAAAAAGAGUGAACAAAAGGAAGGAAAGUAAAGGAAAUAAACAAAACAAAACAAAAGAAGGAAAGGAAAGGGAGUGAUUGAAGGACCAGGAAAGGGAACGAACAGAAUAAAGGAACACAUCAGAGCGGAAACGGAAACAUAGAUAGUCGGAACGGAAGGGAGAGAAAGGAAAAACUAGCAAGAAAUGAAACUACGGAGACAGAGAGAAGGAAAAAACAGGACAUGAAACAAACGAAAACUAGCAAAAAAACGGAGAAGGGAAAAACGGAUCAAGAGGAAAACGGAUAGAAACGGAGAUUAAGGAAAUGAAAACAAGGAAAAAAAACAAUAAACAGGAAAACACUAGUUCGUCACCCAAUACAUGACAAUCAAAGAAAACGGACAACGGAGGAGGAGGAGGAGGAGGCGAAAGAAGCGUAAACAUUGAAAACAAAGACCGACACCACAAGAAGAAGAAGAAGAAGCACACACACACAUACACACACACACACACACACACACACGAGCGAUUAUGAUGUUUUUGUACACGGCUGUAACACACACACACACAUAUGACCUUAGGGGGCCAAAUUUAAUAGCAGGUGAUAAUUAUAUUGUAACUAACCCUUUCUAUCAUUAUAUAUUGCUAGUCAUCGCCACCAUGUCCCCUAUACGAUGCUUACCGGGGUAGGGGUCGGGGGUCAGCCUGGCGGUCACCCAUCCCGUCCGCUCGCUCGCUCUCUCUUCGGUGAAUCGCGGAACUUGCCGUCAAAUUUCACUUUAUUUUAUUUGAUUUCCGAUUUUUUUGGUUUGUUUCACGAGUUUAUUGUUUUUUUUUUGCGAGGGUUUCGUUUCUCUUAUUGGCAACUCAACCUCUUUUUUUUUAUUAAUUAACUUUGGGGUCGUUGUUGCUCCUCGUAAUUGCUAAUAUUAACGCUAACUUAACUUUGAUGUACAUUAGGCUAUUGUUUUUAUCUCUCAAGUUCCUUCUCUCAUUACAAACUCAACCUCUAUGUUAUUAUUUACGAGGUUGUUUCAUAAGGAUAUUGUAUUUCCUUCUCACGGAACGAAUUGCAAACUUAACCUCAUUUUACUUUAAUUUAUAGAAGGUUAUUAUAUCGCAGUUUAAAUAAUUCUUCAUCUUUUUCUAUAUAAUAACCAAUUUGGAAGAGAAGGUGAGGUUCAGAGGAGCAGAGAUGGCUAACCUAACCUCACUUUACACUAUACAAGGUUAUUAUAUCACAGUUUAAAUAAUUCUUCAUCUUUUUCUAUAUAAUAACCAAUUUGGAAGAGAAGGUGAGGUUCAGAGGAGCAGAGAUGGCUAACCUAACCUCACUUUACACUAUACAAGGUUCAUUUCCCACGGUUAAAUUCUCUUUCAUAUCAUAUUAAGAAGAGAAGGUUAGGUUUAGGAGAAGAGAGAUACCAAACUGUUCACUUUACACUAAUUUAUACAAGGUUCAUUUGCCACAGUUAAACUCUCUCUCACAUCAUACUAAGAAGAGAAGGUUAGGUUUAGGAGAAGAGAGAUACCAAACUGUUCACUUUUCACUAAUUUAUACAAGGUUCAUUUGCCACAGUUAAACUCUCAUAUCAUAUUAAGAAAAGAAGGUUAGGUUUAGGGGAAGAGAGAUACCAAACUGUUCACUUUUCACUAAUUUAUACAAGGUUCAUUUGCCACAGUUAAACUCUCUCUCAUAUCAUAUUAAGAAGAGAAGGUUAGGUUUAGGAGAAGAGAGAUACCAAACUGUCCACUUUUCACUAAUUUAUACAAGGUUCAUUUGCCACAGUUAAACUCCCU